AUGCCGACCGGAUUCAAGGCACCCAUGACUCUGAAGGAUUACCGCUGCGAAGACUUCUUCCCCGAGGGCACCCGCUACCCCCCAGCGGACUCCGUGUCGACCAGCCUGGCGCCGGCGGUGACGGGCACCACGACCACCAAAGACACUGGAGUCUCUACUGGAAAUCUUUGCUCUUGGAUCAGAGACGCGUGCAUUUGCGCGACGGUCAGCAAGUGCUCCUGGUUGCCAGAUGGCAAUGGUAUCGGGCAUUGCGUUCAGGUGGCAAUGUCACCCACCUAUGAACAGCGAUGCGAAACUUGCCCGACCUUACCGGAGUGUCCCUCGGAUCCAGUGAAAGAAUGCCCCUUGGCGCUCUCAAUUUGCGCGUGCAGCCUGCUGAGUGCUGGCUGCAAUUGGACAGUAGACGAAGGCCGAUGCUUCGGACCACCCUCCGGGCCCUCAGGUGUUCCUUGCGCCCUGUGCCCAUUCGCCGUGGAGAGUUGCCCUUUGCCGCGGAUUGUCAGCGUCAGUCCGCGCUUCGGUGGUGAUUUGGGCUGGGACGGCGGCGACUAUGACAUCAACCUGACCUUUGACCAGCCUGUGCGCUUCCCGAACAACGCUGACCCCGUGCAGGGCGAAAUGGUCAUUGGCUGCAAGCUGCAGGAGGGCCAGUUCUUGCCCCUCGAAGCCCCAGCCAACCGUAGAGUUAACUUCGUGAUCCAGGUUCCCAUCAACAAGCGAGUGAUGCUGAGCGACCGCGUGGUACAAAUUCCACUCGGCACAGAACAGUUCUGGGCUCGCUACGAAUGUCGACUGAACGUCACGCGUGGAGCCGUGAUCGGCUUGGACGAGUCGGUGCCCAACCUGGAGACCAGGAACCAUGUCGUCUUCAUCAGUGACAAUGUUCCACCCAUGGGAUUGCAGUUCUCUCCUCGCUUGGCCGAUGCGAAUGUGGACCUUGGUACAACAGUUGCGACGGUCACCAUGAGCGAGCCGUGGUAUCUGAUGAUUCAACAAGCGGAACUUUGGCGUUUGAAAACUAAUGCUGGACCAGACGCAUACGAGAAGGUUAGCACGUUGCUCAUGGAGGCCACCGAAACAGGGGAGGACGUGGAACAGCUGCGGAUCCCAUUGGGGCCUUUGGCCCCCGACACCUUGUUUAGCAUUGUGAUUCCUGCAGGCGCUAUGGUGGACCGUUCGAACAAUAAUUUCACGGGUCUUGAGGUGGGAGAAUGGGCAUUCCGAACUGAUGUGGCAACUGAAUUGGUUGAAGCGCUCGAUGAAGGCCUAUCUCCUGGUGCCAUCACAGGAAUUGUUCUUGGAUCAUUGGCAUUGGUGGGGACAGUGCUGCUUUGCAUCGCCAUUCAAAGGUACAAACUAGUUAAAAAGUUUGAGAAUCGUGAAGUGAAGCCCAUGGAAGGAGGCACGCCAAAGGCGUCGCAGGUAGCUGCGCUUCACAAUGAUUCAGAGCUCCUGCCGAGCAACGAGAAGUUUUGGGAGAAGGCGCUGAUUCGUUCGAAGGAGGACCUGGCAACAGAUACCUUGGAGGACCUGCCCUUGGAGUUGCCGGGUGCCUUACCUGGAGCCUCCAAUCGGCGUCCUUCCGUUGGAAGCCAAUCCCUCACGAACCAAAGGCGUCCUUCUGGAACUGCCAGCAACCAGCUUUCCAACCAGCUCUCCAACCAGAGGCACGGUUCAAAGCACAGUGCUGGCAGCAGUACCAAUAUGCCUUCGAACCAGAGGCGCCCUUCCAGAGUCAGCAAUGAUGACCGCGGUGUGGGUUCAAGGCGGCCUUCCAACCCCAGCAACAUGCCCUCAAACCAGAGGAUUCAUUCCAAGCAAAGUGCUGACAGCAGGUCUCGCCGCCUCUCAGGAGAUGCUUCUGCGAGCCUUGGUUUGCCCAACGGAGUGCAAUCCUUGCAGGUGGGGAACAGGUCGCCGUCGAAAGAUGGUAGCAGGAGUGAAGGCAUCCAACGUGAUGGGCGCACCCGAGAAGAAUCUGAGAGCCUUGCGGCUUCCAGGAGGGCAAUGCUUGGAGCUGGACCGGCAACGUUGUCAAAGCCCACAACUCCAUGCCGUGCACCAGCUCCAAGGCAGAUCGCUACUUGA
Messenger RNA from Cladocopium goreaui, 2088 nucleotides. The record is from the annotation of a GenBank genome assembly. Lineage: Eukaryota; Dinophyceae; Suessiales; Symbiodiniaceae.